This is a messenger RNA of Nicotiana tabacum (common tobacco), 2024 nucleotides long. RefSeq names its product protein PLASTID MOVEMENT IMPAIRED 1-RELATED 2. NCBI's taxonomy places the organism in Eukaryota, Viridiplantae, Streptophyta, Magnoliopsida, Solanales, Solanaceae. The record is from RefSeq and is a predicted model, not a curated record.
ACCAAGAGAAUGCCUUUUGAGAAAGUUUGAGAAGGAGACCCUUUCUUCUGGAAACCCAAUUUUUGGUUUUGAUGCAACAGAUGAUCAAGUGGAAUUCAGUGGCAUUGCUUCAAGUGUUCAUGGAAGAGUUGCAUAUUCUGAUGACUUUGAUUUGUCAUCGGUUAUUAAGGAUUUUGAGACGGAGUACUGGCGGGGUACGCAGUCAUUGAGGAGUAAAAGGAAUGCAAAAAUGAUAGAAAACUUGGAAACUGAAGCUUUGAUGCGAGAUUGGGGUUUGAAUGAGAAAGCAUUCCAGAAUUCACCACGCACCAGCUCUGGUGGGUUUGGAAGUCCAAUCUAUCUUUCCCCUGAAAGACCAUUAGAAUUACCUCCUCUUGGGGAGGGCUUAGGUUCCAAAAUGUGCACGCAUAAUGGGGGCUUCUUAUGUUCAAUGAGUCCUCAACAUUUUAGGAAUGCAAGAAAUGGUGCAAGGUUGACCAUGCAGUUUUCCAGUCCAGUUGUGCUCCCUGCUGCAAUGGGUUGUAGUGCUAUGGAAAUACUCAGCUGCUGGGCAUCUGGGGGAAUUUCCAAAAUGUACGGAUACACUGAUGCCUUUAGAAGAUAUCACGGGGAGGAAUAUACAAGAAAUGGCCUGGGAAGCCAGAUCCAGAAUUGAACCAGAUGAGAGGUUCACUUUUUGGCAUGGCUUAUUUGGUAUGAAGAAGGACAGCGAAGAUCUGUUUUUACAUCGGAGUUCUGGUCAUCUGAAUUCAAUCUCAAUAAUUGAUGAUGUAGAUUUAGGUUUUGUGUCUAUGGAGGAUCUAGCUCCUUUGGCAAUGGAUAAGAUAGAACCUCUUACAGUAGAAGGGUUAAGAAUUCAGUCAAACUUGUCAGAUAAUGAAGCACCUUCAAGCAUUAGGCCUCAACUUAGUGAAGUUUUUGGUUCUAAUAUAGCUAGCGCAUUAGAGCAUUGGAGUGGCAAAGAAAGUGAUGAUGGCGAGGGUGAUUUAGUGGAGCUGUUUGUUUCACCAGAUGAAUGGUUGAGGCUGGAUGCUGGAUAUUUCAGUAAUAAUCCUGAGUUAAAAAAAGAACCAUCAAAAUAUUAGCAGCCCAUCAUGCUAAGUCCCUUGAUUUAGAUAAUUCAGGACUUGCAACAGGUGAAGAAAGAUCGGAAUUGUUGGGUAGAGAAUGUGGUCAACUGUGUAACAACUUGACUUUAGCUCUGAGGGUUCAACUCAGAGAUCCUUUGCGUGACUAUGAGAUGGUCGGCAUCUCCAUGCUUAUUCUGAUUCAAUUAGAGAGAUCUUAUGCUCCUGUUGAACAAUAUUCCUGCAGCAGAGCAUCAGAAAGAAAUUCAAGCUGUGAAAAUGAUCCAAAGGAGCAAUUCAUUCAGGAAGAAAUUAUUGCUGGAGAAAGUGAGAGAGGAAUCCAUAGGCAGGCUGUUUCUCAGUUUAGGAUAACUGAAAUUCAUGUCGCAGGGUUUAAUUUUGAGCCUAAUGAUGAACAAAUCUGGGGCACAAAAAGACAGCAACAAGCUGGGACACGGUGGUUGCUAUCAAGUGGCAUGGGGAGGACAAGCAAACGUCCAUUUUCCAUGUCAAAUGCCAUAAUAAGAUCAUCGCCGCAGAUAAGGAGAACUAUGCGGCCUGCAGAUGCUUUGUGGAGCAUCUCAUCGGAUUUUCAUAUUAGAGAUUCCAAAUGGAAAGAGUUGGCAACAUCAAAUGUUCAUAUACGAAAUCCUGAUAUUAUUUUUCCAACUGAAGGUUGUCCAAAGCCCAGUCAUUUGGGAAUCAAGUUAUAACACCCUCUUUCUACACAUGUAUAUUUUUCCAUUUUGUAUAUGAAGUGAAGAUAUCUCUCGAUCAUCUUUAUGUAAAGUAGCUGAAAAAAGUUUCGCCAGCAUAGCAUUAUCUCCAAGCCAUUUCCUUGUUGUAAUGGUUGUCAGCAUUUCGAGAUGUUCGUUUAUAACUAUAACAAAGUUUUUGGAGCUCUCAUGCUGUGCUUCCUAUGUUGUAGACCAACUUUCUUGAAGCUGGUUAUUUCUA